CAGACGGGCUUCAGCAGGAGAUUAAAGCCAAAGUCCUCUCAGCCUCCACAGCAGCAGCUUCACCCACUGACCGACUGACGGAGGACGAGGAGGACGAGGAGGAGGAAGAGGUUAGGGUUACCGGAUUCAACACAUCUCUGUCCACCAUCAUCUGCAACGUUGAUCUUUUAGCGAGUGAGAAGUUUCUAAGAUUGGAGUCGGAGUUUGGAGCCAGAAUCUGAAUAUUUGAUCUGAACACAACCAGAGAGUCUGAAGACCGUUUCCACAACACGUCCUGAAGGUCUGGUUACAUCGUCCCAACAGCCUUCAGGUAUCACCAUGAGCGGCGGUGGGACGACCACAGCUUCCCCUCCGGAGCCUCAGGCUUUCAAACGGGCCAUACGGAAGAUCAAAUGUGCCGCUAUGGUGGCCAACUUGGCCAAGAGCUGGCAGGGCUGGGCCAGCGAACACUCCGACAAGCAGGACGCCAUCCCGAGCGGCUGGAUGCCUUCGUCCGUCGAAGAGGUAGACGGGAUACAGCGCAACCACGAGGUUAAACUCACCAUCACCCCGCGUGUCAUCGCAACUGAUGCCGCCGGCGCCAUCGGGAGUAAGAUCCGGACCGGAUCUGUGAUCAAGACCGUGCGGCCGAAACGCAGCGAGUGUGGCAGCGGCGAUUUGGUCAACGCCAUCCGAGGCAAGAUGGAGUCGGGUCCCGAGGAGAGCAAGCCGUUCCUGGGCAACGAGUCGCCGACGCGGCGGCGCCAGAUGAGAGCGCUACAGAGUGCCGCAGCAGGAGGAGGAGUCAUCCAAGACAGGAAGCUUCUCCUCCAGGAGAAGAAGUUCGGGUCGAGGAGCAGCAGCGUUGACACGCAGGACAGCGGGCUGGGAGAGGACGCCGCGCUGGGAGAGGACGCCGCGCUCAGCGACAACAGCGAAUCAAAAACUGAGCCGGGCGACGUCCAACCCAAGAAACACACCAACAGGCCAAAGAUUCGGAUCGCCACCCGGUCCGACAUUAAGAGCCGCUGGCAGCGCUGGUCGGAGCAGCACAUGGAGGGCCAGAAGCUGAACCCGUUCAGCGAGGAGUUCGACCACAACUACGCCAUGGCCCAGCGCCUCCACAAGGGCGACUCCGGCUACGGACGCCCAAAAGACGGGUCGAAGACGGCGGAGCGGGGCGACCGUGCCCAGAAACACAUCCACAGGGAGAUGGAGGAGAUGUUGUGGAUCAUCAGAGACAUGGGCUGUAAGGACAGAGACGGGAGGACCGUCAUCACCUUCGGACGCCUCUUCGACCGCUACGUGAAAAUCUCCGAUAAGGUGGUCGGCAUCGUGCUGCGCUGCCGCAAACACAAGAUGCUCGACUUCGACGGGGAGAUGCUGUGGAAGGGACAGGACGAUGACGUCAUCAUUACACUGAGGGACUGAGGACAGACGUCAUGGUUACGCUGAGGGACUGAGGACGGACGUCAUGGUUACGCUGAGGGACUGAGGACGGACGUCGCGGUUACGCUGAGGGACUGAGGACGGACGUCGCGGUUACGCUGAGGGACUGAGGACGGACGUCACGGUUACGCUGAGGGACUGAGGACGGACGUCACGGUUACGCUGAGGGACUGAGGACGGACGUCACGGUUACGAACAUUCACAAUAAUAAAUCUAUAUAAUAUAUAAACCCUCGAUGUGAGUGAAGAGAUUCAGAGUAUUGAAUGAGUCUGUUUUGUCUCUGAUGAGGAGAACUCCAGUAUAAAUGUUGUUUCUGAAAUGCUAAACGCCAACAAAUACAGAUAAAGCAGAGUAUUUCAUCAGAUCAGAUCAUGUUCAUCUUUCUUCAUUAAAUGUUGUUUUUGGGCUUUACAACGCUCAGAGUGAUAAACGAAUCACAUGAACCUGAAACAGCCCGAUAACACUACUAUAAUACUGAUGUUGACCCGACGCUGGAGAGAAACACAACGCCUACGGAGACGUUAGCUCUGUUAGCUCUGUUAGCUCUGUUAGCUGUAUUCAGUCUGUACCUGGAGAACAGGAUGUAAUAAGACUCUCCAUGUUCACCUCAACGCUUCAUCAAUAAACCUGAUUAUAAUGUUGGAAUAGAAAACA
Messenger RNA from Sebastes umbrosus (honeycomb rockfish), 2082 nucleotides. RefSeq names its product actin binding Rho activating protein a (gene abraa). Gene Ontology annotation, cellular component: sarcomere. The record is from RefSeq and is a predicted model, not a curated record. Gene Ontology annotation, molecular function: actin binding. NCBI's taxonomy places the organism in Eukaryota, Metazoa, Chordata, Actinopteri, Perciformes, Sebastidae. Bases 319 to 1410 code for a protein of 363 amino acids. Gene Ontology annotation, biological process: positive regulation of Rho protein signal transduction; positive regulation of transcription by RNA polymerase II. The transcript is spliced from 2 exons.